This is a messenger RNA of Acanthoscelides obtectus, 483 nucleotides long. Lineage: Eukaryota; Metazoa; Arthropoda; Insecta; Coleoptera; Chrysomelidae. The record is from the annotation of a GenBank genome assembly.
AUGCUACCCUCCACCCUUCAAUAUAUAUCCUCCCAGACAUCAGAUACCCUCUUACCAAUUCACUUUGCUCUAACCUGGCACCGUGUUCAUAGUAGGAUGCGGUGGUUUGUUGAACUGAACAGUGAAAAUGCGGCGACUUUUGUGAUAGUUUAUUUGUCUUUCUUGUUGGAUAAUGUGUUAUUAACAGUUGUAGUUCCCAUAAUACCAGACUAUCUAUUCUCCAAUGACGUGAACAUAACGUCGUCUCCCAGCCUAGAUCCAUCGCACAUCGGACCAGCAUCCCUAAGUCCCCUGCAACGAAAAUACGAAACACUGGAGAGAGACAAUGGGCCCCUUGGAGCACUUCUAGCGUCGAAGGCUUUCGUGCAGUUAGCCUUCACCCCUCUGAUAGGGUACCUCAUAGGAAGGCUGGGCUGCAACGUGCCUCUCCUCAUUGGUUCCUGUAAUAUGCUGCUUGCUUCAAUAUGUAAGUUCACAAUAUAA